Bactrocera oleae (olive fruit fly) is the source of this 6848-nucleotide messenger RNA. RefSeq names its product LisH and WD40 domain-containing protein mahjong (gene mahj). Gene Ontology annotation, biological process: protein ubiquitination. The record is from RefSeq and is a predicted model, not a curated record. Gene Ontology annotation, molecular function: protein binding. Gene Ontology annotation, cellular component: nucleus; Cul4-RING E3 ubiquitin ligase complex. NCBI's taxonomy places the organism in Eukaryota, Metazoa, Arthropoda, Insecta, Diptera, Tephritidae.
GUUUGAUCCAAGCUGCCAAUCACGGAAUCGGGUAAACAUAAAUGAAAAAGUUUGAAGCGUGCCAUAUUCGAAGCUAAUAUGAGUAAUAAUAAUAAUUUCUUAUCUAAAAGUACGUAGAGCAUAAAUUAAAUUAAUAAAUAUUUGAAAUUUUCAAAUAUAAUAAUUUUAUGUAUACUGAAUGAUAAAUGUGUUGUUUAGCUGUACCUGAGUAUUUUGUUUGUUACAAUAAAUAUCUUCGUAUGCUGAUAUGGCAGCGCUGACACAGUAUUAAUUUGACAGCAGCGAAAAAAGCGCGUGCAUUUUCCUUCUGCUUAGUUCAGUGGAAUUUCUUUUAUGUGAAACACAAAUUUAUCAAUAGUUUUACGAUUUUUGUUUCUUUAUUUAAUUACUAAAAAUAAGUGCAAAUUAACAAAAAACAUUUGUUUAUAAACAGAAGUGAAAAGUUAUUCGUCGAAUUACGAAUUAGUUUUAACCUUGAAUUGUACUGAACACCAAUUUCGCAAAAAAUUGAAAGGGGUGAUUACAGCAACAACAACAACGAUAACUCGUACACGCGAACUCAAAAGAAGGAAAACUUCCGUUCUUUGCUCCGACGUGUGUAAAAGUUUUGUUAGGUUAGGACUAUAUUUGUACAAAAAGAUAAAGUUUGGCAUUAAAUGCCGCCCAAUAACGUAGAGCCAGUUGAGCAUCAACAAGGUGAUGCCGAAAUGCGUGAUGCAGAAGAAAUUCAGCCAACAACGUCAACAGCGCUUGCCAACAACGUCAACACGACGCAAAAUCAGGAUACGAAUAGUAGUGAAGUUGCCAGUAAUACACAUGAUGAGCAAGCACAAGCAGAACCAAAUGCAGACACAGAUACCGAGAUGAACGGAGCUGAGGAGAGUGAGUCUAAUGGCCGCAACGAAGCUAAUGAGAAUGCGGCCAAUGAAGAGGCAGGUGAAAAUGGAGAGGGUGGAGCUGGUGCAGCGGCUGAGGCUGAUCCAUUUUAUGGGUUCGAAGAUGAAGAACCAAAUUUCGAUACUAAGGAUAUGUCGCAAGUGUUGCAAAUUUGGGAAGCACAACAUACACGCUCCGGAUUCGAUCCAGUGCCAGUGUUGAAAAGAUUGGCCGAAAUCUUCGAAAAAGAAAAGGAAAUUUAUAUGCGUAAAAAUCACGAUCCAUUUGAGGAUCGACAUCCCUAUCGUACUGAUCCCAAGUGCCAAUUUGGUGUACUACUAAAGCAGCUCUUCCGCAAAGAUGCAUUCGUGAGUAAGCUAGUAAGCGACUAUCUGCGUGAUAAUUUCUUUACUCGCCAAAAUAUACAAAAAAGUUCCUUAGAACUUAAUAUACUAUCAUGCCGCCUAAUAUUCAUAAUUACACCUGGUUUGGAGACAUCUGCCGUAUUUCAAGGCGAAUUCGAACAUCUGAUUCAUAGAAUUUUCGGUUGGGCCGAAGAUAGUAUUGAGCCUUUACAAAGUUAUGCCACCGGUCUGCUAGGUGCCGCUAUGGAGGUAACCGAAAUAGCAGUGUCAUUCAAGGAACGCAAUGUACGACUCAUACCGAAAAUGCUAAAACGUCUACAUAUGUUACAAGCGAUCUACAAUUCUGGCAAUGAAUGUAGCAUUUCAAUUCUUGCGCCACCACCGCUACCACCAUCCGAAACGAAUUCACCUAAUGAUUCAUUUGAACAAUUUCUGGCGCCUUGGAUUGCUAACGACACAGCUUCCGUGUCUUCGCCCCAAUCGGAGAAUAAUGCCAAAGCAACAACAUCGCAAGCUUCGAAAAGUACAUUAUUGGACACACAUUGUUCGAAUUCGAACAUGUCGACUUUGCUAGAGAACAGUCGUGAUGCCUUCCCUCAAGGCAGUGGUUCGCACUACUACAAGAAAAUGUACAUACCACUGCAUCCGCCCACCGCCGAAUCGAGUCAAAUGCUAAUGUUACAUUAUUUAACAUCACUCGGUAACCAUCAAGAUUAUUUAGGUUUGGUUUUCGAACAUCGUGCUAUGCAAUUAGUAUUCGGCUAUUUAGAGAAUUUGGAUAGGCGUGACACUUGUCUAGCCUUUGAGGCGCUCAGAUAUCUGGCUUCAUUGCUUUGUCAUAAAAAAUUCGCUCUAGAAUUCAUUGCGCACGGUGGACUUGAGUUGCUGCUUAAAGUGCCGCGUCCCAGCAUUGCAGCUACUGGCGUUUCUAUAAAUCUCUACUACCUCGCCUACUGUGAAGAGGCCAUGGAACGCAUGUGCAGCAUGCCACGAACUGUGAUAGUCGAAUUAGUGCACUACGCGCUUUGGCUAAUGGAACGCUCUUAUGAUUCGGGCGUUUGCCAUGCGACCAUGUUCUUUGGUCUAAGUUUUCAGUUCAAAGUCAUUUUGGAUGAAUUCGAUGCGCAAGAUGGUUUGCGAAAGCUCUACAAUGUGAUUUCGAUACUAAAAAUUUUGAAUCCAUCAAACAACGAUGAUGACGAGAACCCUAUUAAUGAUGAUUUGGAAUGCGCUUCACGUCAACUCGUGCGUCAUGUGUGUGUGGCGCUCAAACGCUACAUGGAGAGUCAUCUUUUCUACAAGUACAAUAACUUUAUGCGUCAACAAUGCUUGUUUUCCACCGAGUUCUCGCAACAUAUUGUCACCAAAGCGGCGAAACUAAGUUUGGAGCAGAUCAGCGAACAGGUGCGCACAUUACAGGAGAACACAUCGGUGCGCGCACAUUGGGCGCCCGUGGACAAGCUGUUGAAAGUGAGCGGUAUAACAUUGCUGCUGAAAAUCAUAGCGCUUUCCUACGACUGGAACAACAGUGUCAGAUCCGAAAUAGUGCGCUCCGCCUUGGAUGUGCUGUCAAUUUGCUGUGUCAUACCGUGCGUAUUUCACAUUUAUUGCGAGCGCUUGGAUGUGCCAGAUAGCGCCGGUGCCUCAGGUAUUUACUUCAUAUUGGCUGCUGCUUCGGGCGAUAUCACUGCAGACGCCGAUGUGCAAAAAUCAGCUUUGGCCGUCUUGGUCCAUUGCGUCUGUGCACCGCUGUCGCGGAAGGAACCAAAUACCGUCAUCAAAGUGUUCCACUCAUCCAAGAAAGAGCCAAGUAACGCAGCGAAAGGCAACAAUUCGUCCAAGCGCAACAAACCAGCAAAUCGCUAUUGCGAAGAGCUAAUCGAGAAGGUUUGGGAGUCGGUGUGCUCCAAUAACGGCAUUAUUAUAUUGCUCUCGUUGAUGCAAAUCAAGGCGCCCAUUACCGAUGCGGACUGUAUUCGUGGCAUGGCCUGUCGCGCUUUGGCCGGUCUGGCGCGCUCGGAGCGCGUAGGCCAAAUUGUCGGAAAACUAACACUAUUUUCGAACGGACAAAUACAGACGCUAAUGCGCGAUCCCAUACUGCAGGAGAAACGCGCUGAGCAUGUCUUAUUUCAGAAGUACGCCAUCGAGCUCGUUGAACGCGUUUCGGGCAAAACAAAACCCAUUUCCAAUAAAAUGGAUCCCUCACUUGCCAACAUACACAAAGCCAAUGUGAUCGCGCAAACGAAAAUCCAAUAUAACGAGCAGCAGCUUUAUCAACUGAUACACGAUCAUCUGGAAUCGAAGGGUCUGCUGCAGACGGCGCAAAUGUUGCAGAAGGAGGUGGGCCUCCCGCAAACGUCCGCGAACAUCGCGAAAAGCUUCCAUCAAUCGCCGUUCGACUACAAAGUAUUGCCUUCAUCAUCGGCGCGCCAGCGUUUGCGCAGUCGCAUGCAAGACGUCAACAAUGCCAUACAGAAUAUAGCGAAUUCAGCAACAAGUGAUCAGCAGCAACUGAACAACAGCAUGACAAUGGAUGAGCUGCCGAGCAGCAGCAGCACGGUAACGCCAAUUAAAUUAGUGAAAAAGUCAGAGAAAAUAUCCACCAGCACUAGCAGCGCCAGUGCUUUGGCCAUUGCGAAUGCGAAUGCGCAACGUUCCUUGCAAAAGCAAAUAUCCUCACUGCCAGAGGACGUGCGUUCGGAGAACGGUUCGCCGCCGCCGCAGCACGGCAAUCAGACGGGCAUCACGCUGGGCACCAUCGUCACCGAGUAUCUCACGAAUCAGCAUGCUUUGUGCAACAAUCCGAUGACCACAUGUCCGCAAUUCGAUUUAUUCACGCCACACAAGUGCCCGGACCCCAAGCCCAACCGCUCGGGCGAUAAUCUAAAUUUAACAGCGCGCAUUUUCAAAGCGCAAGCCGGUUAUAAUACAGCGCGUCUGGAUCGUCGCUAUGUGCAUUCGAACUUCGCGCCCUGGCGUUCGGUGCGCUCCAACGACUUCCCCUCGCUGCAGUUCUCCACGUGUGAGAUUGUGUCGCCCUCCAAACUGCUGCUCGUCGGCACGCAUCGCGGCGAAGUGAAAGCAUUCAAUCUCUCCACCGGCACUGAAGUAUUCUCCUCCGUAUGCCACAGUUAUGUGGUCGAUUCUAUCAUUUCGAACCGCGCUGGCGACCUGGUGUUGACCUCGUGCUCUUGGCGUUCGCCACUCAGUGUGCUCUGGUCUAUUCAACAUAACGAGUUCACGACGAAGCUCAGCUUUGGCGACGACUACUAUUGCGAAUUCAACAAUUUAACGCAGGACAAAGUGCUCGGCACGCAAAAUGAUUGCGCCAUCAUUUACGAUAUAAAUACGGGAAAUAAGAUUUCCAAUUUUAGGCCAACGCUUAGCAAUCAGUAUGUCAAGAAUCGUGCCACCUUCUGUCCCACCGACGAGCUCAUUCUGUCAGAUGGUGUACUAUGGGAUGUGCGUUCCGGCAAGGAGAUACACAAGUUCGACAAGCUGAAUCAAUGUCUUUCCGGCGUAUUCCACCCGAACGGUUUGGAGAUUAUUUCAAACACCGAAGUGUGGGAUCUGCGUACAUUCCAUCUGCUGCAGACGGUGCCGGUGCUGGAUCAGUGUUUCCUGAAAUUCUCGCCGAUGCGCGUCAUCUACAGCUACAAUGCGGAAGCGUCCGAUGAGCGGAUCGAUGCGAUGCUGGAGGAAUUGCCUGCCUGUGAGACUAGUUUUAAGGUUCUGGACGCGUACGAUUACUCAUCGAUAUCGACGAUAGACGUGCGACGCGGCAUCUACGACAUGAGCAUAAGCGAUAAUGGCAGUCUGAUUGCGCUGGUGGAGAACCAGCCGGCGUUCGAUUCGCGGCCGGAGACUUUCGUUAAAAUCUACGCUGUGGGCAUGAAGAAGAUCGAGAAUCAAGAUGAGGUGCGUCAUGGCGACGCGUCAUGCAUGGGCGUCGGCGUCGGCAAUGACGCUAGCAAUAGCACAGAACGCGCUGCAGCGCAUGCGGACGCUGACAACUAUGAUGACGACGACAAUAACGCCAUUAUAAAUAUUGAUAUUGACGAUGAUGAUGGUGAUGGUGGUGGAGGUGGAGGAGGUGGCGGUGGCGGUGGCGUUCGAGGUCUUGACCUUGCCGCUGCCCGCAACCAGAACGACGAUGACGAUAACGCCGACGUAGUUAACAAUCGUCGUGCCGGUGAUCAUAUUCGUCGUUUUGGACGCAUACGCGAAAUCAAUAUCGACAUCGACGCAAGUCGGCGACACAACGGCGGCAGCGGUAGCGGCGGCGGUGGUGAAGAAAUCAUCGUGAGCUUUCGCAGCUCAGCGUUGCCCGCGGCCGCCAGUGGCAAUGGCGGCGUCGGUGUAAUGAUCGGUCGCGGUAGCAAUGGUCAUGCUGCGCCACGUCCCAGUGCCGCUGGCGGUGCACGCAGCGCUAGAUUAGCACCAGCUGCAGCAGCAGCAGCAGCCUCAAGCAGAGGUAGUGCGGGUAAUGCGUUACGCAUCAAUCGCAACAAUCGCGCUGUUGCAGGCCGAGCGAUCGGCGGUGGUGCCGGCGGCGGCGUCGGCGGAGCCCUGGCUGUUAAUGGCAACGCUGUGCGCGCCGACCUAGGCGCUGGGAUUGACGCGGCAGCACAAGACCUCAUCGAUGCGAUUUUGAAUAAUUGGUUAUCUCUGCUUUCAGGAAGAUGAUGAAGAGCCUGAGUCUGAUGAGGAUGGUUCGGACAGCGAUUCAACAGACAUUUUUGAUAUCAGCGAUGGUCAGCUUCGUUUUCGUCGACGCAAUCGUUCGGACGGCGAUGACGACGACGACGACGAAGAUAUGGAUAGCGAUGAUGAUAGCGACAACAACGACGGUGAUGACGAUGACGGCGAUGGUUGGGUAGAUGUCAACUCACAUUCGUCCAUGAGCGAUGACAACGACAACGACGACGGCGAUGACAAUGAGCAAGCUCAGCGCGUAUCGUCAUCGUCGGACGAUGAGAUUAUGGAAAUACAUUUUCGGCCUUUCUAGAAACUGUCCAACGCUACUGUCCAUUGCUCUUGGAGCAUAUUAAACAUAAAAUGCUCGUGAAACCAAUGUAAAAAUGCAUGCAAACUUUCCACCAUCUGUUGAUGCGCUUAACGUCUAGAGUUUGAAGCAAAAGUGUAGCAGUUCUAAUAUUAAUUUUGUUCUGGAAACAAUAGUGAUUUGUUAAUAAUACCACAACAAUAACAACAGAUGCUAGAAAGACUACCACAAUUCAAGAGCAAAGCAAAAUUUUUGUUUAUCCAUUUGUACUAUAAGUUAUAAUUUCAUUAGUUGCCGUGUAUAGUAGUUAGUCUCAUCGAAAUACAGAAGCAAAGCAAAGCAAAGCAAAACACAAACGCAUAAAGCCGCGCGUCUAAAACCGCGAAUACGAGUGAGUAAUAGCAAAUGUUUUUUAUUUUAGUUUAAAUUAUUCUAAAUCUAAAAACUUAUAUUUUUUAAAAGUUGUAAAGUACAAGAGCGCUCACUAAGUUUUGUAUUUAAAUAUUUGGAGCAAGUAAUUAAUUACAAAGAAAAAUAUAAUAAUAUAAAUCCUUCGUUCCUUUUCGCAUGUUCAAAUGCCGAUAUUUAAAAGAAAAAAAAAA